This is a messenger RNA of Alnus glutinosa, 1814 nucleotides long. RefSeq names its product RING-H2 finger protein ATL74-like. The coding region runs from base 939 to 1547 and encodes 202 amino acids. Gene Ontology annotation, molecular function: transferase activity. Gene Ontology annotation, biological process: protein ubiquitination. NCBI's taxonomy places the organism in Eukaryota, Viridiplantae, Streptophyta, Magnoliopsida, Fagales, Betulaceae. The record is from RefSeq and is a predicted model, not a curated record. The transcript has a single exon.
UUUUCUUCAAAUAAGCAAACUAAGAUUAGGUGGGAUCAGGUACCAUAAUCAAAGGUUCUCAGGCACAUUUUUCUUCAAAACUAUUAUAAAGUUCAACCCUCGCUGAAUGUAGUUCUCUCAACAAUGAUUUUGAAGUGAAAAGACAGGCAACACAUAAGUAUCUCUACUUUCACUUGGUAUCCUCCCAUCUGUGUCGCAGUUCUCUCUUCCACAACCCUCUCAAGUCUCAAUCCCAUAAUCUACAAAGAACCCAUCAAGCCAUCUAUUCCCUUCUCCCUCCGUCUGCUUCACUCAAAUCAAUCCUCCUCCUGUGUCUUGAAAGAAACUAGAAAAUAUCCAACCUCUCUCGCCUUCAAUCUCUUCACUCGGGUUGUCAUCAAUUAUCAUAAGGUGUUGGUCGAUCUGACGAAGAAAGAAAUUGUUUGCAUUGAUGAUUUUCAAUGAAGGUGAUAAUUGUCAUUCAAAGUCUCAAAAACUGUUCACCACCCCUUCCCUUAUCCUAGUGACCCAACAAGAUACUUUUUUGAUGGUCUUUUUAUCAGCUGGUUAGAAUCCUAACAGACGGGCAAUAACUCAAAAAAAAAAAAAAAAAAAAAAAUCCCAUCUUUCUCUUUACAUAACUCAAAGCAGAGAUCUGCAAGUGUUUUUCCUUGGCUUCUCUCUGUUCACACAUGAAGUCCAGCCUCUAGGGUCUUAUCCAAGAUCAGAAGAAGCUGAAACCAACAAGACAAGCUACUUAAUUUGUUGAAUACACGAGUUAUAUGAAGUCCCUUCUUUCCGUCUCCUUUGUCGUUCGGUUCGCUGCUGAGAAGCCGUGGAGCAACGAAAUCUCAAGCCCAUUUACAGAACUUUUCUGAAAUCAAGAGGGUGGGUGCAAGAAUUUUGUGAAUUACCCUGUUUGUUAGUUUUUCAGUGCAGAACCCGUAUUGAAUUGAGCAAUGGUGACAAAUCUUCAUCAUCGCCUACACCGUCUACUACUCGACUCAGAAUCGAGCGCGCCGCCGUCUAACGGAAGUAGGAAUGAACGCGGUUACGCUAGCGAGGCAAACUUCGAUACCAACAUGGUGAUAAUCCUAGCAGCCUUGCUCUGUGCAUUAAUAGGCGCACUGGGGCUAAAUUCAAUUGUGCGUUGCGCUCUAAGAUGCAGCCGUAGGUUUGCUUUUGAAACACCGGAUGAGGCCGCUACUCGUCUAGCCGCCACGGGCCUUAAAAAGAGCGCAUUGCGUCGGAUCCCAGUCGCAGUAUAUGGGUCGCCGUCGGUUCUAAAUAUUCCGGCCACAGAUUGUCCCAUUUGCCUUGGUGAAUUUGAAGAUGGUGAGAAAGUUAGAGUGCUGCCAAAAUGCAACCACGGCUUCCAUCUAAGGUGCAUAGACCCAUGGUUAGCGUCACACUCAUCAUGUCCAACUUGCCGGCAGUCGUUGCUAGACCAACCGACGAGUUCUGACGCCGGGGAUGCUGAUGCUGGAAUCCGGAAUCAUGCAAAUCCAAUACCAGAGGGACAAGGGGAUGUGGCAAUAGCUGUGGAUCAUCAUGACUUCAUUGGGUAAGUUAAAUCUUGAACUGCAAAGAUUCCCCCCACUUCUCCUUCUUUCUUUCUUUUUUCUUUUCUUUAUAUAUAUAUAUAUAUAUAUAUAUCUUAGUAUUUUCUUUUCAUGCUGCUGGCUUGGUCAUGUAAUUAUGCAUAGAGAGAUCAGAGUGAGAGACACCUUUGCUAGUUGCAAUGUCAGUGCUUAUAUGGAGGUUUCUGAGGCGAUACUGUGUAUGUACAUGAUUAGUCUGAUAAUUAAAGAAAUUAGUAUUGGAAAGUUUGUUUA